Molecule: messenger RNA, 1976 nt
Organism: Spodoptera exigua (beet armyworm)
Lineage: Eukaryota; Metazoa; Arthropoda; Insecta; Lepidoptera; Noctuidae
Source: the annotation of a GenBank genome assembly
UGUUUGUGCUUUGAUCCAGUGAAGUCAGUUAACUUGAAGCAAGUUGUGAACGUACAUUAUUUCGAAGAGUGCACAUUAAUUCUAUAAAAAAUAUAUUUAUAGUACUUAAAGUGUUUUGUGAUUAAUUUAUUAGAAAAAAGUAUUUGUGUUUAGUGUUUAUAUUAAGUGAUUAAAGAUGCCUAUUCGUCGCAGUCAGUCAUUGGUAAAAUGGAUCUUCGAGAACCAACACAAGUUGCAGACGGUACGUUAUUGUAGUUCUUCGCUCCGCUAUAAGGAAUUGGAAGAGAAUGCGUCGCAAGCACAGCCCGAACACGUGGCGCCCUCUAUGGCCGCGCCCGCUGACAAGCCCCGCCCACAAAUUACGCCUGAAAUCUCGUUCAAGCAUGAAGACUUACAAGUGAGACUAGCAGCUCCCUACCAACUCAACCCGAAACCCGAAGCCACGGAUCUUGGAUUCGGAAAGUUUUUCACGGAUCACAUGCUCAAAAUAAACUAUUUCAAACAACUAGGAGGAUGGCAGAAACCAGAAAUUAUGCCGUUUGAAAACUUAAGCAUUCACCCAGCUGCCAAAGCCCUACAUUAUGCGAUACAACUAUUUGAAGGACUAAAAGCGUACAGGGGGGUCGAUGAUAAGAUACGAUUGUUUCGGCCGGAGUUGAAUAUGGAAAGAAUGAACUUAGCGGCGCAGAGGUCCGGCCUGCCAACCUUCGAUGGAGAUGAGCUCAUUAAAUGCAUAACUAGGCUAGUGCAAAUCGACCAGGAGUGGGUCCCUCAUUCAGAAACGUCCACUCUAUAUAUACGACCCACGUUAAUAGGAACUGAGCCUACGUUUGGUAUAAUGGCCCCCGAAACGGCGCUGUUGUUCGCAAUUCUCAGUCCAGUAAGUGCGUACUACAAAACUGGUAGCGACGGAGCUGUCUCUAUAUACGCGGACCCCAAUGUAGUGCGGGCCUUCCCAGGAGGAGUCGGCAACCGAAAAGUUGGUUCUAAUUAUGGACCCACGAUCGAGGCCACGGCUCGAGCAGCUAAACUGGGUCACCAUCAAGUGUUGUGGUUGUUCGGACCGAACCACGAGCUCACCGAAGUCGGCGCGAUGAACAUAUUCAUAGUUUACAUCAAUGAACAAGGAGAUAAACAGUUAAGUACUCCGCCAUUGAAUGGUCUCAUUUUGCCUGGAGUAACUCGGCGGUCUAUCAUAGAGCUCGCCAGCCAGUGGGAAGAUUUAGUCGUAAAGGAAGAAGUCAUUACCAUGGACAGGGUAAUCGAGCUGAACAACAAAGGACGGUUGUUGGAGAUGUUCGGCGCGGGCACGGCUGUGGUGAUCAGUCCCAUCAGUAGGGUGGGCUUCCUGGAGCAUGAGAUCCGAAUCCCCACGAUGUCGCAGGCCCAGCCGGUGUACCAGCGCGUGAAGGACACCCUGCUGGCCAUCCAGUACGGGCACAUAGAGCACCCGUUCGCCAAGGUCAUCUCGUAGUGCCGGCCGCGGCUCGGGCCGCCCUGCUACCCGACACUCACUAUUUGCUAGUACGUCGCUAGCCGACGAGUUAUGUGAAUAUACAUAUCAAAAACUGUUCUGUGCUGAGAAAUAAUCAGAAAACUUUCUGUGCCUAAAUGUGUGGACGAUAAAUUAUAUUAUUUAAAUGAUAACGUUUAUUGAUAAGUUAAGGUUACAUUGAACGGAGAAGCGGACGAUGUGUAAAUGCUGCGCAUUUGGAAGCACAAGAACUCGCCUAAUUAUAUUGUUAUCGUUAGCGCUAUCAGUGUGUACGUGUUUAUUUUAUUUAUUUAUUCACUAUCUACUAUCUUCGGGAGGACGUCAAGUAAUUGGUAUAUUUCACUUGGCCGACACAUCGGCCGAGUACGAAGUGAAGUAAACGCGGACAUUCUCUGACUUACUAUAGUAAGUUGUAUGGUGCUACUGUAUACACUUAGGAAACGUAAGCCAUCCAAAUCAAAUUAUGACUGUAUUAAUUAUU